UUAGUUUUUAAUUUAUGCUGCAUCAAUACCUUUCAGCUUCUUUGUAAUAUUUUACAAAUUAUUUACACGUAUGAUUCGAUGUUUGAUGAGUUUUGUCCAAUUCAUAAAUUUGUCAAAAAUUGGCACAUGGUAGCAAGUAUCUAUACAGCCAUGUUUAUAGCAAUCGAACGAUACAAGGCGGUCACGAUUCCAAUGCCUCGGUGGUUGAGUAAAAACAAAAUUUUAAGUUUUAACUUGGCCUUGUGGAUUAUAAGCAUAAUAUCAUCCCUGCCUACAUUCUGGUUUUCUCGUAAAAUAAAAUUAGAUCUAAUUGUUGUUCACAGUGUAUGCAUUAAUGAUCCUGAAAAAAUUGAUAGAUGGUUUGCCAUCUGUUGUGCGUGGACUACAUUGGUGUUUUCAGUACCAAUAUGCAUAAUGAUCUUUUGCUACUUUCGCAUCAGGGCCAAACAAAAAGAGCUGCUGUGCAUAGGCGAAAUGAACGAUACGCAAAUCAGAAAAUUACAAAGAAGAAAAAAGGUCACAAAAAGAUAUACAAUCAUCUCGGUAAUAUUUUUAAUCAGCUGGUUGCCUAACUUUAUUUGGCUGACCUUAAGAUUGUCGUUACCGAGCGACAUAAUUGAUUCCUACUGGAAAAACUACUUUGAAAAUAUUAUGCGAAUAAUAAAAUGGUUUAGCGUAACGUGCUCUUUGAAUAGUGUUUAUUUUCACUAUUACUUUAGUGCAAAUUUUAAGGAUAACUUCAUUGAUUGUCGGCCAUUUUACGAAAGGAAAUACAAGACUUUCAAAAGUGGACUAAAUGAGUCUGAAUAA
Molecule: messenger RNA, 810 nt
Organism: Trichogramma pretiosum
Lineage: Eukaryota; Metazoa; Arthropoda; Insecta; Hymenoptera; Trichogrammatidae
Product: substance-P receptor-like
Exons: 4
Coding region: 79-810 (243 amino acids)
Biological process (GO): G protein-coupled receptor signaling pathway
Cellular component (GO): membrane
Molecular function (GO): G protein-coupled receptor activity
Source: RefSeq, a predicted model, not a curated record